This is a messenger RNA of Peromyscus californicus insignis, 4052 nucleotides long. It is a transcript of the gene Recql4, whose product is annotated as RecQ like helicase 4. The record is from RefSeq and is a predicted model, not a curated record. Gene Ontology annotation, cellular component: chromosome; cytoplasm; nucleus. Gene Ontology annotation, molecular function: nucleic acid binding; 3'-5' DNA helicase activity; ATP binding. Lineage: Eukaryota; Metazoa; Chordata; Mammalia; Rodentia; Cricetidae. The transcript is spliced from 19 exons. The coding region runs from base 19 to 3861 and encodes 1280 amino acids. Gene Ontology annotation, biological process: DNA replication; telomere maintenance; double-strand break repair via homologous recombination.
ACUCCGGCUCUGGCUGCCAUGGACCGGCUGGCGAGCGCCCGCGCGCGGCUGCAGGAGUGGGAACGCGCUUUCGCACGGCUGCACGGGAGACGGCCGGCGCAGGAGGAUGUGGAGGCGGCACCCGAGGAGACCCGCGCGCUCUACCGUGAGUACCGGAACCUAAAACAGGCAGCGCGCCAGGCUCAGGACGGACACCCCAUCCCAGAGCAGUCUCUCGCCGCCGAGGCGGCUGAGGAGGCGCAGGAGCCUAGCUGCUGGGGUCCCCACCUGAAUCGAGCUGCAGCCCAGAAUACACAGCCUAUGCCCAGGCAGAGACCAUGGAGUUCAGUACAAGACUAUGGGAAGAGGCUCAAAGCCAAUCUGAAAAAAACAAAGCUACAGACUAGGCCAACCCUGAGCCCCAAACUCCAGCCUCAGAAGAGAUCCUUGUCCACAGUGCCCAACCGAAAGCCGCCAGACCCGAGGACCUGUCCAGAUGAAACUAAUGAUGAACUUCCUCGGCCUCCUGAGCCCCAGCCAAGGCUAGGCCAGCUCCAACAGCUUCAGGCCUCCCUGAGCCUGAGGCUGAGUUCCCUAGACCCUGGCUGGUUGGAGCGGUGUCGGGAUGGGGUUUCAGAGGUUCCCAGUGCCUGUGGGCUUGACCUGGAUGCAAAGGAGUCACAACCUCAGAUAUCAGGCAAGGUGAAUGUCCUUGAUCCUGGUAUCCAUUCAGAAGGAUCUUCACAGAGCCCAGAGGCCCUAGCCCUGCAGCCACAGAGCCCCAAAUCCAGCAACAAUAAAGACAGGAAACGGAAAUGGAGUGAGAAUUCUGAGGACUUUGAACAAGCCCAGGACAGCAGCCAAGCGGAACUGCUAUCUGAGGGAGCCAGGGCUGCGGCACAUGAGAAAGACCCUCCAGGAGAGCCUGCACAAGUGAAUGCAUCUCAGCCCCGCAAGUCCUCAAAUCAGGCCAGGACAGAGAAGGCUGAGGGCACAGCCCAGCUCCCCAGCUCCCCGCGACCAGCUUUCCUGGACAGAGGGAACUACGUUCGGCUCAACAUGAAACAGAAAUGUUACGUACGAGUUGGGGCCAAUCGAGGCAGGCUUCUCCGAAAGCAGGUCUGGAAGCAAAAGUGGAAGAAGAAAAGAGAGCAGUUUGGGGGCAGUGGACCCAGAGCCACAGUCAAGGACACUUGUUUCCGGUGUGGACAAGCUGGUCACUGGGCAUCCCAGUGCUCCCAGCCAGGCUCCACCCUGACCUUCCAGGAGGAAGGCGGCAGGGAUGACAAACAGCCCGUUCCCGCUUUGGAAGAAGUAGCACAGAUGACAGGCAUUACUUCCUGUCACCUCUCUGGUGAGGACACAGAACCUGAUGGGCCAAAGCUACAAGUACCCUGUCCGCCCCGCCCAGUGUUGCCCCUCUACCCACCAGGGCCCUUGGGGCAGGUAGCAGAAAGCCCUGCUGAGGUGUUCCAGGCCCUACAGCAGCUAGGGCACCACGCCUUCCGCCCCGGACAAGAACGUGCAGUCAUGCGGAUUCUUUCUGGUAGGUGCGGCUGCCUAGGACCUGCACCGGGCUGUGUCCGGCCAGUUGAGCCUCAAAGCUGCCUUUUGUCCUGUCCAGGCAUCUCCACUCUGUUAGUGAUGCCCACGGGCACUGGCAAGUCUCUCUGCUACCAACUCCCUGCGCUGCUCUAUGCCCGGCGAAGCCCCUGCCUCACCCUGGUGGUCUCUCCUCUCCUGUCACUCAUGGAUGACCAGGUGUCUGACCUGCCUUUGUGUCUGAAGGCAGCUUGCCUCCACUCAGGUAUGACCAAGAAACAACGAGAAUCUGUCUUGAAAAAGGUGAAGGCAGCCCAGGUGCAUGUGCUGAUUGUGUCCCCCGAGGCCUUGGUCGGGUGUGGGGCCAGCUUCCCCCAGGCCACUCAGCUGCCUCCAGUUGCCUUCGCCUGCAUUGACGAGGUCCACUGCCUCUCUCAGUGGUCCCACAACUUCCGGCCCUGCUACCUGCGUGUAUGCAAAGUACUCCGGGAGCAUAUGGGUGUGCGCUGCUUUUUGGGUCUCACAGCCACAGCCACGCGAAGCACUGCGCGUGAUGUGGCCCAGCACCUGGGCAUAACUAGAGAGCUUGAGCUCGGUGGGUUAGCCUCCAUUCCUGCCAACCUGCACCUCUCCGUGUCCAUGGACAGAGACUCAGACCAGGCUCUGGUGACACUGCUGCGAGGUGACCGUUUUCGCACCCUGGAUUCUAUUAUCAUUUACUGCACUCGGCGGAAGGACACAGAACGGGUGGCUGCCCUCCUCCGGACCUGCCUGUCUGCGGUGACGGAUCCAAGGCCUAAAGGUAGACGUGGGUGGGGUCCGGCCCCCAGAGACCCUUUCCUCUGCGUGCCUGCUGUGGUCCCCUCAACCGCUUGUACACCUUUCUCUAAAGGUUGUGGCCCUGAGGCUGUAGCCGAAGCAUACCAUGCUGGCAUGUGCGGCCAGGAACGGCGACGCGUGCAGCAGGCCUUCAUGCAGGGCCACCUGCGGGUGGUGGUGGCCACCGUAGCCUUCGGGAUGGGGCUGGACCGGCCAGAUGUUCGGGCUGUGCUACACCUGGGGCUGCCUCCCAGCUUCGAGAGCUACGUGCAAGCUAUUGGCCGUGCGGGACGUGAUGGGAAGCCUGCCCACUGCCACCUGUUCCUGCAGCCCCAGGGUGAAGACCUUUGGGAACUGCGCAGACAUGCCCAUGCUGAUGGCACUGACUUCUGGGCUGUGAAGAGAUUGGUGCAGCGUGUGUUCCCGCCCUGCACGUGCACCCCGAGGCCUGUGACCAAAUCCCUGCUUGAGGAGGCCAGAGAGCACGAUGGCCAGCCAGUACCCCCUGAAGUGGGACCGGCCUGCCCGGGCCAUAAGCGGGCGCUCCCGGUGCAGUCCACAGUACAGGCUCUGGACAUGACAGAGGAGGGUAAGGAGCCGCGAAGAUGCGGGGAUGGGAGGGAGAGGCUACCCCCACAGCGCCUGAGCCUUCCUCUGCCUCUAGCUAUUGAGACUCUGCUGUGCUACCUGGAACUACACCCUCGCCACUGGCUGCAGCUGCUGCCAUGCACCUAUGCCCACUGCCAUCUGCGCUGCCCUGGGGGCCGUGCCCAGCUGCAAGCUCUGGCCCACAGGUGUCCCCCCUUGACUGCAUGCUGGGCCAAGUGGCCACCUACAGAGACACAUCAGGGCAGCAGCUCCUUCGAGUUUGACAUGGUGGAGCUGGCAGACUCGAUGGGCUGGGAGCUGGCCUCUGUACGGCGGGCUCUCCACCAGCUGCAGUGGGACCAACAGCCAAAGAGAGGUGCGCCACGGGGCACAGGGGUGCAUGUGGAGUUCAGCGAGUUGGCCUUUUACCUGCACAGUCCUGGAGACCUGACAGAUGAGGAGAAGGACCAGAUCUGUGACUUUCUGUACAGCCGUGUGCAGGCUCGUGAACGCAAGGCCCUGACCCAUCUACGCCACAUAUCUAAGGCCUUUCGCAGUGUGGCCUUCCCCAGUUGUGGACCCUGUCUAGAGCAGUGUGAUGAGGAGCGCAGCAACCAGUUGAAGACCUUGCUCAGCCACUACUUUGAGGAAGAGGAAUCUGUGAAGGAUGAGCAGGGUCCAGAGCCCGGGCAGAAUGAGCUUCAGGACUGGGAGGACCAUAUUCGUCGUGAUAUCCGUCAGCUCCUGUCUGUGAGGCCAGAGGAAAGGUUUUCAGGACGGGCUGUGGCCCGCAUCUUCCAUGGCAUUGCAAGUCCAUGCUACCCAGCCCAGGUAUAUGGGCAGGACCGGCGCUUCUGGAGAAAGUAUCUACAUCUGAACUUCCACGCCCUGAUGCGCCUGGCUACAGAAGAGCUCCUGCUGAUAGGCCGAUAACCACCCUCCAUGGGAGAGUGCUACAUGAUGGAGACAUGAGGCAAGCCAGACUGUGGCCACUACAGAGAGGGUAUCAGGUUCAUCUGCUCAUCAAGGCGAUGAUGUAGCCAUCACUGACCAGUAGGCAAAACCUCCCCGCUGCAGGCAGGGAACAAGAAGAUCCAAAGUGCCAAAUAAAAAGCAUUCAGUAA